CUACUGUGGAGGUUGCAUUGCUACGACUGCUGCAUGGCCAUUGCAGACGUCGGAUUGAACAUACAUUGGUUUUUACUGGUUCGCUGCACGGAUAGCGCUGCUGUAAUCAGUCUGGUAUUUUAUAGGCUACCCUUACUGGGCCUCAGACAAUUAAAACUGUCUGGACUCUCGACGAGGAUGUUGUUCCAAGUGGCUCUUGGGUGGAGGUAGAUUAUAACAGACUAUAGGAUUCUUGGUGAAUAGGGUGUUGAACGUUUUAUUGACUAAUAGAUCAGUUAAAAUCUCAUCCAGGAUAUUUCUGAAGUAAGAUUAGCCUACAUUAGACGUUUUAUUUGUUACAACUUAAAUCGAGUUUUGAUAUUUAAAAGAACGUUUGAUUGCUCUGGUCUAGCUGUUCUUUAUCUGAACGCUGUGAUAAAGUAACUGUAGUGUAGGCUAGCUACAGAUUUACUGUCACGUUUUUUUAUUCGAAGAAACGCUGAAGAAAAUAGAUUCCAUGAUGGAUCGGGACAGAGCUUGCCCGUCCCCCUCCACCCUGCCGGAGUCCCCUGGUCGCAACUCUCCCGGUAGCACCUUACUGCUGGGUCUGAAGAGGGUGUCUGUGCGGCUGGUCGACUGCAGGAAAACACCAGGGCAGAGUGGAACUGUGAGAGAAGGACACGAAGAGGGAGAGGGAGAUUUGAUUUCAUCAAGGGACACCAUUAACUGUCAUUCUCUCAGUGGGAGGGGCUUAUCAUCUGGGGAGCCUCAACAACAUCAUGUUGCUGACGAGUCAGCAAAGAGUCUCUCCCGAUCAGAACAUCUCAAGAAACACCAGCAGAGACAUAUAGGGAAGAAACCUCACCAUUGCUGCUCUGACUGUGGGAAGAGUUUCACUAGACGGAGUGACUUCAUUAUUCACACCGGAGAGAAACCGUACUGCUGCUUUCAGUGUGGGAAGAGUUUCACCUGUCCAGGAGGUCUUAAAGUACACCAAAGAAUCCAUACAGGAGAGAAACCUUACACAUGCUCAGAGUGUGGGAAGAGUUUCACUGCUUCUAACACUUUCAAAUCUCAUCUGCAAAUUCAUACAGGGGAGAGGCCUCACCCCUUCCUUGAUUGUGGGAAAAGCUUUGCUUAUUUGGAAGCUAUAAACAUACACAAGCUAACACACACUGGAGAGAGACCUUAUAGCUGUGAUCAGUGUGGGAAGAGCUUUGCUGUAGCUUCCACCCUGAAUAGACACCAGGUAACACACACUGGAGAGAAGCCUUAUAGCUGUGAUCAGUGUGGGAAGAGCUUUGCUGUAGUUUCCUCCCUGAAUAGACACCAUCGAACACACACUGGAGAGAAGCCUUAUAGCUGUUAUCAGUGUGGAAAGGCCUUUGCUGUUUCAGAAAAACUAACUAUACACCAGCGAACACACACAGGAGAGAAGCCUUAUAGCUGUGAUCAGUGUGGGAAGAGCUUUGCUGUGGUUUCCUCCCUCAUUAGACACCAUCGAACACACACUGGAGAGAAGCCUUAUAGCUGUGAUCAGUGUGGAAAGGCCUUUGCUGUAUCAGAAAAACUAACUAUACACCAGCGAACACACACAGGAGAGAAGCCUUAUAGCUGUGAUCAGUGUGGGAAGAGCUUUGCUGUAGCUUCGACCUUGAUUAGACACCAGCUAACACACACUGUAGAGAAGCCUUAUAGCUGUGAUCAGUGUGGGAAGAGUUUUGCUGUAGUUUCCUCCCUGAUUAGACACCAUCGAACACACACUGGAGAGAGAACUUAUGUCUGUCUAUGUGGGAAGAGCUUUGCUCUAGCUUCCACCUUGGCUACACACGAGCGAACACACACUGGAGAGAAGCCUUAUAGCUGUGAUCAGUGUGGAAAGAGCUUUGCUGUAUCAGAAAAACUAACUAGACAUCAGCGAACACACACAGGAGAGAAGCCCUAUAGCUGUGAUCAGUGUGGGAAGAGCUUCAGUCAAUCAGUACACCUGAAUACACACCAGCGAACACACACAGGAGAGAAGCCUUACAGCUGUGAUCAUUGUGGAAAGAGCUUCAGUCAGUCAGUACACCUGAAUACACACCAGCGAACACACACAGGAGAGAAGCCUUACAGCUGUGAUCAUUGUUGAAAAGGUCCAGUCAAUCAGGGACCCUGAAUUCACACCAGUGAACACACGCUGGAGAGAAACCUUAGAUAGAUACAGUACCAGUUCGGACACUCCUAUACAGUACCAGUCAAAAGUUUGGACACACCUACUCAUUCCAGGGUUUUUCUUCAUUUUU
Coregonus clupeaformis (lake whitefish) is the source of this 2264-nucleotide messenger RNA. Its product is annotated as zinc finger protein 345-like. The record is from RefSeq and is a predicted model, not a curated record. Bases 497 to 2110 code for a protein of 537 amino acids. The transcript has 3 exons. Lineage: Eukaryota; Metazoa; Chordata; Actinopteri; Salmoniformes; Salmonidae.